Messenger RNA from Acinonyx jubatus (cheetah), 1700 nucleotides. RefSeq names its product lipase family member M (gene LIPM). The coding region runs from base 211 to 1482 and encodes 423 amino acids. The record is from RefSeq and is a predicted model, not a curated record. Gene Ontology annotation, molecular function: hydrolase activity, acting on ester bonds. The transcript is spliced from 9 exons. Lineage: Eukaryota; Metazoa; Chordata; Mammalia; Carnivora; Felidae.
CUGGUGGCAUUGGGACAUCCUCGGCCACGUUGCCAGUCCACUUGGUGUUCUUUCCUUCCUAUCAAUCAAGCUUGUUGAAUCUGUCUCAGAAUUUGGGGGGAGUGUCCUAGAUGGGACACUCAGGAAACAGUGUUUAAACCUCUAGAUCCUUCUGACAAUAGAACCGGUUGUUCCAUUGCCGGGAAAAAACACACAUGCAGAUGUUGGAUCAUGUCAAAACUCUUGUCAAGAGUGUGGAUUGUCUCACACAGGACGGAGAUGUGGCUUCUGAUUGUGGUGGCAUAUUUGUUCCAAAGAAAUGUGAAUUCGGGAGGUAUGCCGACUAAAGCAGCGGACCCAGAAGCAUUCAUGAAUAUUAGUGAAAUCAUCCAACAUCAAGGCUAUCCCUGGGAAGAGUAUGAAGUAGUGACAGAAGAUGGGUAUAUCCUUUCUGUUAACAGAAUUCCUCAAGGCCUAACGAAACUUAAGAAGACAGGUUCCAAGCCUGUGGUGUUCCUGCAGCAUGGCCUGCUUGGAGACGCCAGCAACUGGAUUUCCAACCUUCCCAACAACAGCCUGGGCUUCAUUCUGGCCGAUGCUGGUUUUGACGUGUGGCUGGGGAACAGCCGGGGAAACACCUGGUCUCGGAAACACAAGACCCUCUCCAUUGACCAAGAUGAGUUCUGGGCUUUCAGUUAUGAUGAGAUGGCUAGGUUUGACCUUCCUGCAGUCAUAAACUUUAUUUUGCAGAAAACCGGCCAGGAAAAGAUCUAUUAUGUCGGCUAUUCACAGGGCACUACCAUGGGCUUUAUUGCUUUUUCCACCAUGCCAGAACUGGCUCAGAAAAUCAAAAUGUAUUUUGCUUUAGCACCCAUAGCCACUGUCAAACACGCCAAAAGUCCUGGCACCAAAUUUUUGCUGCUGCCGGAUAUGAUGAUCAAGGGGCUGUUUGGCAAAAAAGAAUUUCUGUACCAGACCAGAUUCUUCAGACAGUUUGUUAUUUACCUGUGUGGUCAGAUGAUUAUUGAUCAGAUUUGUAGCAACGUCAUGUUACUUCUGGGAGGAUUUAACGCCAACAAUAUGAACAUGAGCCGAGCAAACGUGUAUGUGGCGCAUACGCCCGCCGGGACGUCUGUGCAAAAUAUCCUACACUGGAGCCAGGCAGUGAACUCUGGGGAACUCCGGGCGUUUGACUGGGGGAGCGAGACCAAAAAUCUGGAGAAAGGCAAUCAGCCAACUCCUGUAAGGUACAAAGUUAGAGACAUGACGGUCCCCACGGCGAUGUGGACGGGGGGUCAGGACUGGCUUUCAAACCCAGAGGAUGUGAAGACACUGCUGGCCGAGGUGACCAAUCUCAUCUACCAUAAGAACAUUCCUGAAUGGGCACAUGUGGACUUCAUCUGGGGCUUGGACGCUCCUCACCGUGUGUACAAUGAAAUCAUACACCUGAUGAAGCAGGAAGAAACCAGCUUUUCCCAGGGAGUGUGUGGCAUCCGAUUGUGAAACAGUGGACACUGACAAGUCUCAGAAAAGCCUCAGGGAAGAGGGAACCCUUAAAUGGAGGAUUUUAAGGAUUUCCAGAAUUGAAAACCCACCAUAUGAGUAGGGGAGUGGAGAAGGGAGGACAAAGAUAUAGUACAUAUUCCUUGAGAUUUCCUGUAUUUGACACUAAAACUGACAUUUAAAUUUUUAUCAGCUAAUUAAAAUAUUGAUUGGGUGAA